CACAGCCCAGGGUGGGGGCAUGGAAUGGGAGUGAAUGACGGGACCAGUGAUCAAACUUGUGAGCUAGACACCAGACCAGUACGUCUUUCAGGUGCUGAUGAUGAAAGCAGUGCAGCUAGCAGUAGCUCCAGAAGGAGCAAACAUAAGCAACAGGAAGGGAAAAGGCCACAGAGACCGGUCAUGGUGGAAAAAUACGAUACUGCUUCACUGCAGUCUUCUGCAGUGUCUCAGGCAAGUCUGGUGCCAAAUCUCAGACAUGAGGUUUUAUCACAAAACACUAACAUAGUGGAUUCUCCAUCGGAAUCAGCGGAACAGACACAAUCAAUAUCCAGGAGGAGUAAGAGUACAAAUGGGACACCUGGACAAAAUAAAGGCCAGAGAGAGAACAGAAGUGCUAAUAUAACCUCAGUGAAACAAUCAGGGAUCAGAGGUGCAAUGAUAUCCACCAAGACUCAGGAGAGGCCCCAGGAGCAAACAGAGGAUGAGACUGAGGAGAAUGAGGAGAGUUUGGGACCAAGUGUCAGAAGUGAUAUAGCUACUGGAGGUGAGGAUGAUGAAGAUGAGAGGCUGGAGACUGAAGAUGAGGAAGAGGAGGAAGAGCAAAUGAAUGAGCGGACGAUUGGAGAGAGGGUGGACAAUGGAGAAGGAGCCCAAGAGGAACAAUCAGAGGAGGAGGAUGAAGAUGAGGACGAUGCGGAAGAGGAUGAGGAUGUUUUGUCACAUUCAGGGCAGCUGAAAGCUAGCAGAGAAGCAGCUUCAGACCAUGUUGUCUCAGAUGGUUCACAGAAAUUCCGAAAUGGCGAUUCAAAGAAAAACACUACCAAAAGCUCAGAAAUGGACAAGGACAAGGAGGCUGAUAAAAGCCAAAGUAAAGAUGAUCCAUCAGAAGAAGAGGAGGAGGAAGAAGAGGAUGAAGGUGAUGAUGACGAAGACCAAGAACAGGAUGAGGUAGAUGAUGACGAUGAUGAAGAUGAGAAGGAAGAGGAAGAGCAACACCCAAAAAAUGGUGCCAUAAAUCUAGACGAUGAAGAUGGAGAAGAUGAUGAAGAGCUGUACAAUCAGGAAAUUGAAGAUGAUGAGGAUGAUGAGGUGAUAGUAGAUAAUGGAUAUGCACGGUCUGAGGGUCCGAAGUACAACUUCUUAAAAUACCUGGGUGAGAAAGAUGAAGUUGAAGAUGACAUUGAAGGUCUUCUUGCUCCUAAAGUAGAAGUGCCAAAACAAAAGGAGAUGAUACCAAAGGUAAUUGUUAUUCAAAAAGGUUCGGAGAGUGACUCUGAUGUGGAGGUUCCAGAGAAGAAGAACAGCAGCCCCAUGGGCCCGGGAAACAAGGAGAUCAAUUCUGAUGAUGAGUUUGAUCACUUUUAUGACUGAGUAAAUACCUGCCUUGGACUCACAAUGCUGCAGAUAUUACAAUCAAAUACCCAAUG
Molecule: messenger RNA, 1427 nt
Organism: Alosa sapidissima (American shad)
Lineage: Eukaryota; Metazoa; Chordata; Actinopteri; Clupeiformes; Clupeidae
Product: ABC transporter F family member 4
Exons: 6
Coding region: 25-1371 (448 amino acids)
Source: RefSeq, a predicted model, not a curated record